This is a messenger RNA of Ylistrum balloti, 702 nucleotides long. RefSeq lists its product as uncharacterized. The transcript is spliced from 2 exons. NCBI's taxonomy places the organism in Eukaryota, Metazoa, Mollusca, Bivalvia, Pectinida, Pectinidae. Bases 1 to 702 code for a protein of 233 amino acids. The record is from RefSeq and is a predicted model, not a curated record.
AUGAAUCAAGAAAAAAGAAUCAGAACUAGAACUGUUGUUCGGAGGGACAACCCAUACCCCCACCCUGGUCAACCCAUACCCCCACCCUGGUCAACCCAUACCCCCACCCUGGUCAACCCAUACCCCCACCCUGGUCAACCCAUACCCCACCCGGGUCAACCCAUACCCCCACCAAGGUCAACCCAUACCCCCAUCCAGGUCCCCAUACCCCCACCCAGGUCAACCCAUACCCCCAUCCGGGUCAACCCAUACCCCCACCCGGGUCAACCCAUACUCCCACUCGGGUCAACUAAAACCCCCACCCUGGUCAACCAAAACCCCCACAAGGGUCAACCCAUACCCCCACCCGGGUCAACCCAUACCCCACAAGGGUCAACCAAAACUCCCACAAGGGUCAACCAAAACUCCCACAAGGGUCAACCAAAACCCCCACAAGGGUCAACCCAUACCCCCACCCGGGUCAACCCAUACCCCACAAGGGUCAACCAAAACUCCCACAAGGGUCAACCAAAACUCCCACAAGGGUCAACCAAAACUCCCACAAGGGUCAACCAAAACCCCCACAAGGGUCAACUAAAACCCCCACAAGGGUCAACCAAAACCCCCACAAGGGUCAACCGUAAGACUGAGCAAGAAAAGCAGAAGAUUUAUGUGGAAAGUAUUGGUUUUCGUCCCGGCUUUGUUAACUUUAUGGUACGUUAA